This is a messenger RNA of Papaver somniferum (opium poppy), 984 nucleotides long. RefSeq names its product B3 domain-containing transcription factor VRN1-like. The record is from RefSeq and is a predicted model, not a curated record. Gene Ontology annotation, molecular function: DNA binding. Lineage: Eukaryota; Viridiplantae; Streptophyta; Magnoliopsida; Ranunculales; Papaveraceae. The transcript has 4 exons. The coding region runs from base 1 to 984 and encodes 327 amino acids.
AUGGGAGAAACUCAAGAGUGGUCUAGUUUGGGAGAAGAGCAAAGACCUAAGUUUUACAUGAUCGUCCAUAACUCCAUCAUUCAAGACGGGUCUUUUGAGUUACCAGCAAAAUUUGUCAAGAAGAUUGAAAAGGAUCUCGAUGAUGAUGGUGAUGGUGUUGCAGUCCUCAAAGUUCCAAGUGGUGUUGAAUGGAGAGUUAAGAUGACAAGGGAAUCUGAUGCUGGUGUUUGGUUUAGAAAUGGAAUUCGGACAUUUGUUAAUUGCUAUUCCAUAUCUGCUGGGCACUUUUUGUUUUUCAGAUACGAUGGAAAUUCUCAGUUUCAUGUCGUUAUUUUCAACAUGAAGGGCAGUGAAAUUGAGUACCAUCUAUUUGAAGAUAAUAAUGACAGUAGUUCUGAGGAUAAUCACUCCAAUGAAGCCGAGAACAUGGAAUGUUUUGAAAUCCAAGACUCCCAAGAAGAAGAUGUAGAUCAUAUGGAGACUUUGAGUGGUGACUCUUCUUCUCCAGAUCGAGAUGGAUCGGAUGAAGACAAUGACGAAGAUGAAGUUGCUAAGAAGAAGCCUUUAAAGUUGACGGGUUCUAAGAGAAAAAAUAGAAGUCUAUCUUCUUCAAACGCCAAGGAAUAUGUUGUUCGCGCAAAUGAAAUCGAACGUAGUUUUGCAUCCACAUCCACAAAUCCUUUCUUCAGAAUCAUAGUGCAGACAUCUUAUGUUGAGCACAAAUACAUGCCAAUACCAUGGACAUUCAUAAGGUACUUCCCCGAUGACUUGAAAGACGUCAAAGUUGUAGCUGUUUCUGAUAGGCGAGAAUGGAAAAUAAGAAUUCUUCGUUCAAAGACAGACUUGAAGUUAAGCAAAGGUGUUGCUGACUUCAUGAAUAAAAAGAAUGGAUUGAACUUGAAGGUAGGUGAUGUGUUAGUAUUUGAAAUCGUUAAAAGGAGAUACCUUGUGCUAAAGGUUCAUGUUUUCCCCGCUAAGAACUGA